AAAUUACUCGCUAACUAUGGAGCCGGAGGAAGGAGAAACGUAUCCGAAACAGGCAACGGGAAUGCGCGGCGAAAAGAAUCCAGCUAUCGACUACGAUGAAGACAGACUACACGAGAUGACGGCAUCUUAUUCAGAAAUAUCGUUCGAUUCGCAAUCGUCUCCGCCCGUUUCGGAGCUAAGAUCACUGAUCGAUUCCCCAGAUAUAGACGGAACGAAAUUUUUGGAUGGUAGCUUGGAAAAGAUGAACGGAAUUGGCGGGAGGCCAGAUCAGUUAAAUCUGAGAAAUAGGGAAACGAGUCCGAUCGAGGAUGAGGACGUGACAGAUGCCCCGAGUUAUCACAAAGCUAUGGGAUAUUUGCAACUCGAGGGGACCGUGAUGCAGGACGGUGACAUGGUGUUGUUUGUCGCGGAGGAUUUAGAAAAUAAAAUCAAACUCUCGAGCCCCGUGACGAAGAAAGGGGAGACUCCUUCCUUCCCGGGCUCCCGUAGUUCUACUCCUUGUUUGUACCGACAAGCGUUGACACCCCAGGUGCCACUUCUCGAUCACAACGUUUUGAACGAGUUAGAAAUGGAAGCGAGGAAAGUGGCCACCUCGGUCGACGCGUUGACGGAAAAUUUAGCUGCGAUCUUGCACAGUGCGUCUGCACUCACUGUCGGUUGUUUAGAAACGUACAGGGAUGCAGUUUGCAAAACGUGCGAUGCGGUCGAUCACAAUAUUAAAUCGAUGUACCAAUUAAUGGCGAAAUGCGAGGAACUAUCGAAAUCAAUGGGGCCUGUGUAUAAAUUAGCAGAGCAAAUCAAGGAAAUGAAAAGAAUGUUGGAGCUGUUCGAAAGCGCGAUGAAUCUCUAAACCGUUUUACCUUGAAGAUUUUCUAUCUUGUAUAAUUACGUUAAUACUUAUCGUUAAGUUGAAUAUAUAUCGUUCGAAACAAUAUACAUAUAUUUGAGUAUUAUGCAUUUCCACCCUACGUCUUAAUUAAUUUAUACGUUGAAUAAAGCAAUACAGCAAGUUA
Molecule: messenger RNA, 1013 nt
Organism: Ceratina calcarata
Lineage: Eukaryota; Metazoa; Arthropoda; Insecta; Hymenoptera; Apidae
Gene: BORCS6
Product: BLOC-1 related complex subunit 6
Exons: 4
Coding region: 17-850 (277 amino acids)
Biological process (GO): lysosome localization
Cellular component (GO): BORC complex
Source: RefSeq, a predicted model, not a curated record